AUGUGGAAAAAGAGCGAUGGUGCCCACCCGCAGAGCCCAGGGGACCUACAGGGCAGCAGCUGGCGCUGUCUUCAGGGAAGGCAGCGUGGACAGACUGCAGGGUCACCUGGAGACACCUCCUUGUGCACCCCAGCCUUCUCCCGGAGACACAUAGAGCCAGGGGUCCACAGGGACCCUGUCCUCUGCCACCUGUCCCUGUGUCAGGCCAGGGCGGAGCCCAGACCCCAAGAGGGACGGACAGAGGAAGUCAAGGUGUCUCCAGACUGGGGGGGCUCACAGAGGACCCACACCAGCUUUGUCAAAAGUCCAGGCAUCCCCAAGAACCAGGACCAACAACUGGCUCACAGGUACGAGGGGAGUAAAGAGGACCGAAGGCUCAGCAGCCGUCAGCUCCGGGAGCAGAACACACGUGGUCUUCACACCCCACACGCAGAUCGUGGCACCUGGGUCACAGGCGGCAAAUACAGCCAGUGCCGUCCUCAUCCCCCAGGGACCAGUCCCACCCCACCCACCUUCCACUGUCCUGAUCACAGCUGGCCGGGUGCUGGUGCCGAUCCUGCACGAGGGAACCCAUCAGCGGUUUUAAUGAGUCCGCGUGGGUGCGGAAACACAAAACUCCUACCCUGCACGCAUCCCCUCACGCACCCCAUGGCACAGCAGCUGCAAGGACCCCACCGGACCACAGCAAUCUCUGCCACACAGGAAGCCAACUCCUGGGGUGUGUGCCAGGGAGUGGGGCACCGCUCCGAGCAAGACUCCAGCCCCAGCAGCGCCCACGGCAGCCUGGGUCCAGCAUCUCCUGCCAUCUUUGUCCCCACCUUCCGCACCACCGACCCUGAGACAGGACACGGAUGGAGGUGCUUAGGCAGAACUGGCACCUGUCCUGCGGACGCCUGAAGGAAGGAGAUAAAUAUAUUCGUAAUACACAGGGAGUGGACGACAAAGAGUUCAUACAGCUGUCUGUGACAGAGCUGGCGUGCUAAUGAGUUCCCAGCUGAGCCCCGGAAAUCUACAGGACCGCAGCUCUGACCUUUUGGGCCGAUUUCUAAAGGGAAGGUUAAAGUUUCACUGCAAAGUGAAGACACAGAGGUUCCCAUUUGUCGUGAGGGACUCGGGCCUGCGUCAGCAACUUGCAGAUGGGCUGAAAACGGGAGAGGCUGCAGAUUCCACA
This is a messenger RNA of Fukomys damarensis (Damara mole-rat), 1171 nucleotides long. RefSeq lists its product as uncharacterized. The record is from RefSeq and is a predicted model, not a curated record. The transcript has 5 exons. Bases 1 to 897 code for a protein of 298 amino acids. Lineage: Eukaryota; Metazoa; Chordata; Mammalia; Rodentia; Bathyergidae.